Molecule: messenger RNA, 636 nt
Organism: Capronia coronata CBS 617.96
Lineage: Eukaryota; Fungi; Ascomycota; Eurotiomycetes; Chaetothyriales; Herpotrichiellaceae
Exons: 1
Coding region: 1-636 (211 amino acids)
Source: RefSeq, a predicted model, not a curated record
AUGGAAGAGCAGCAUGUUCGCAUGAUAGAAGGGACCAACAUCGCGAAUUACCCAGCGCAGACAGUCUACGUGCUGGGUCUUUGUCUCAUUCUUUGUGUUUUGCUUGUCCUUCGCCGCUCCACGCGCCACGCUUUACUACCGGACGCAGAGAUCGCCAUGUCAGAGCCUCUAUCAACGUACUCGGACAUGCAAAAGCCAUACAACCGGCCCGGAGACCAUGGCGCCGGUGCUCAACAGGCCCAUCUCACCGAUUUGUUUGGAUCUUUUCCUGAACGGACGUACAUGGACACCGGCCCUUUGACCAGUGGAUAUCUGGCAGCCAAGGCAGAUAUCGAGGUAGCUGACAAGCUACACGCUGAGCGUGAAAAACAACAGCACCAGCAACGACAACAACAGCAGCAGCAGCAGCAACAGCGCAAGCAACAAGGUGCUGCAAUUGAUAUCAAAGUGGAGGCGAACAGGGUUCCAAUGAAGCAGGACGAGUCUCACAGACGAGCUUCCUACCCCCAGACCAGCGAUGCGCGAGCUUCGCUCCACGCAGCCUCCAAUCACGAUGACACGGAACAUUCUCUGGAUAGUCAUGAUCCAAACCUCAUUUGGAGGCGGCGGACCAUGAUCUUUCUUGGGAGAGCUUAA